GAGCAUCUGCUCGCGCGCCGCGUCCCUCCUCUUGAGCUUUUUGUGUUUGAAACUCUCAUAUCUCACAUAUCAAUAAUUCAAGCACGCGAGAAAGAGAGCAGACGGAGCACCGCGCGCGCGCUAUGAGUUCUGCUGCCUGGUCACUAGUCCAGGGCCCCUCCGCUCCGCUUCUCCCUAUCGUAUUUCUGAGUGACAGAAAAACUGCUGAGAAGUAAGAAAGAAGGAUAAGAACAGGUGAAAACUGGGGACUCGACCGGAGAUACGGGGGUAAUAAACUGAUGUUAAAAAAGGGAGGAAAGAAGAUUAAAAUAUCCUCAUAGAGGGUCCGCGUGGGAGAAAUACUUGCUGUAAGCUAAUUAAUCAGAAGAAAACGGAGUGACUUUAGUUGUAAAACGACCGUUUUCGAGGUUCUUCGGGGGACAACCGGAAACUCUUCCUACCUUACUUUUUACAAGGGGAAUAGACCCACGGUUUAAGGUGAGAAGACGAACGAAGAAGUUCUUUCUGGUCCGGUAUGUUGGCCUUUUGCCUGCUGAGUGCCGUGUGGCUCGCGGCGAGCCCGGCCCGAGCUCAGAACGAGACAGAACCAAUCGUCCUGGAGGGGAAGUGCCUAGUGGUCUGCGACUCCAACCCGACCUCGGACCCCACGGGCACGGCGCUCGGGAUCUCGGUGCGCUCGGGCAGCGCCAAGGUGGCGUUCUCCGCAGUCCGGAACACCAACCAUGAGCCCUCCGAGAUGAGCAACCGGACCAUGGUCAUCUACUUCGACCGGGUUCUAGUAAACGUUGGGAAACAUUUUGACGAGGAGAGAAGUAAUUUCAUCGCGCCGCGCAAAGGGAUUUACAGUUUUAACUUCCAUGUAGUGAAAGUCUACAACCGCCAAACUAUACAGGUAAGCCUGAUGCACAACGGCUGGCCGGUGAUUUCAGCGUUUGCUGGCGACCAGGAUGUGACACGCGAAGCAGCCAGCAAUGGCGUUCUGAUCCAGAUGGAGAAGGGGGACCGAGCCUACCUCAAACUGGAGAGAGGAAACCUAAUGGGGGGAUGGAAAUACUCCACCUUCUCCGGCUUUCUAGUGUUCCCCAUGUAGAGGAAGAGGAGGAGGAGCAGGGGGUGGAGAUGAAGGAGGAGGAGCUGGUGGAAGAUGGAAAGUGUAAUGAAGAAUGGGAAAAUGCAGAUGGAGGGAGAAGAGUGACAUUGGACAAAGAAAAGGACAUGAAAAAGAUGGAGGGGGAGAAGAUAAAAGAAGAUGGAAUUGUGACAACAGACUUCUGUUUGGGACGCUGCAGAGGGAGGAGGGAAGAGGAAGGAUGAGAGAUGUUAGAGAGAUGUAAAAGCAUGACAGAGAAUGAUUAUACAAAAAUAAAAUGAGAGAAUUAUGGAGCCAGUACAUGAAAGAGCAUGGCCAGCUUCUUCACUUCCCUUCCUCCUUUCAUCCAUCCUUUCAUCCAUCCUUUUCCUCCCCCUGUUUUUUCUGUGGCUUGACUGCAGCUUUGGACAGCCAAAACCUUUUUUAUUCUCUGCUGAAAGACGCAAUUGAUUUAUAUGUUCCAGAGUGUUCUAAAGCCCGAGUGUAUCACCCCCAUUUCCUCCACAUUCACCAUUCAGUCACUAGAACAUAAGGUUUGAAGAAUGUUUCUCAAAGAACUGCUCCCCACAUCUCCCAUUUACUGUGGCCAUUUUUGUAGUCUUAUUUCUUAUGCUUGACAUAAAAUGCACUGAUUUUGGAUCAGCCUCUACCCCAAAGCCAAAUUAGAAUUUUUAUAGGGGACACUCAAAACUCUGAUCAGAAAAUCAGGGAUACAUUUACAUUCACCAUGUUUUACAGUUAACAUGAUAAGUGUUAGCUUUUUCAGAUGCAGUUUGUCCAUGAGGUACACGUCUAUUUCUCCCAUCUUCUCCAGUCCAUUUGUCCUAUUCUGAUAACUUCAUCUUUGCACAAAGCCCCGCUCUUUCCUCCUGCAUUCCUGUUGUCUUUUCCCAUUCUUUGUCUUCAAAGUAGAUGUCUUGUUUUCUUAGAGCUAUCUGUUAGCAUCAAGGAUAACUCCUAAUGUAUAAAAAGUCAACCAUAGUGUUUGACUAUGACUUACAGAAACAAAGCUGGACACUUUGCAAAUGAAAACCUAAAAAACAAAUAUGUCCAAUCCAAUGGCAUGUGAAAAUAACUUGCAAAAUAUAGAUCAAUGAUCGUAAAAUAUCUAAUAGAAAUUAUGUCUUUAUAUUACAAAUGUUCAACUGCAGAGAUGUUUUGAAACAAAGACAAUCCUUCCACAUUUAUUUGUUUUAAUCAAUAUAAUGAGGAAGCAUUAACACAUUUGCCAAUUACAACAUUAU
Molecule: messenger RNA, 2334 nt
Organism: Monopterus albus (swamp eel)
Lineage: Eukaryota; Metazoa; Chordata; Actinopteri; Synbranchiformes; Synbranchidae
Gene: cbln1
Product: cerebellin 1 precursor
Exons: 3
Coding region: 515-1090 (191 amino acids)
Biological process (GO): maintenance of synapse structure
Cellular component (GO): glutamatergic synapse; synaptic cleft
Molecular function (GO): protein binding
Source: RefSeq, a predicted model, not a curated record